GAAAGAGGAGGCGAGAGACUGCGUUCAGCACUCGUGUGUGUGUGUGUGUGUGUGUGUGAGGGAGUGUACGGCAUAGGAAUAAUCGCAGAGAUCCUGUUCUGCGGGACUGGUGGGCUUCUGCUGACUGAAGAGCACAGAAGGGGCUCGAUGGACUGGACCGGCUGAUGCUCAGACCUCUGAACCCUGAAGCAAAUACAGACGGAUAAAGUGAGAUAGAUAGAGAGGCUAUCGGACGCAGAGGCUGAGGUAGAAGGAGAAAGAAGCAUCGUGGAGAAAGGGAACUCGAUUUUAAGAAAAGAAACGUACAAAAGGUUUGCCACAAAAUGAGAAGCAGCAUGAGGGACAGGUUGAAGAGAUGAUGCGUUGGUUCAGAACAGAAGAUCGAAACCUUGAUUAGCAAAGCAAUGCAAUCAUCUGUGUAUUAAAAAGCGUGUCAGUUCUGUUUUCAUCUGUCCAGUCGUCCUGUCUGGGAAACCUUCAGCUGGUUUGGAGGUCAAGGAAAUACUGGAUAUUUGGCGUGAGUGGGACGCCUCCUGGUUUCUCCAUCAGACCAGUCUGAAGCUUCCAGCUGUGCCAAGGCUCGAUUGGACAUGUUGAAACGAGUCUGGUCCGAUGUAUGUUUGUGGUAAGGCAUCUUUGCCAAUCAAGCGGCGUUACAGCACCGGUGUCAUUGAUCCAGCAAGGUCCAGUGAGUAUUAAUCACAUUGCAGGAAAUGAAUGAAGUGUGUCUGGAAGAUAUUGAAUCAGUGAUUAAACACUGAGGACCGUGGGUGGACCUUUUGUUGGACUUUGAGCCUCGAAUGUCCUCACCUUGUAACAUUUGGCUUGUGGACUGUUGCUUCUUGUCAAGUUCCUGUUUUAAAAAAUGCGAACUCCUUUUGAUAAAAACAAACAAAUAAUGUCCAUUAUUUAAGGACAGCGGACUUGUGCUUUCCCACUUGCUAGUUUAUCACGUUUACUACUUUGUGACUUGUCUUGUAAAAGUGGGGAUCAUCUGGCCCGUGGGGGUCCGGGCUCCGGCCCCGGCCCCCAACCCAAAGAUGCGGCGCUCGAGUACAGACGAGACCCCGUACCGCCGCAGUCCCUCUCUGGACAGCAAACCGGGCUCUCCUCCUCUGCGCUACAGCGGGGAGUACGAGUACCACAGCUCACCCUUCAUCUUUGGCAUUCGCACCACCCCAGGGUCGCAGAAAGCGAAAGCCAGCUACGCCACAGCACAGGGCAGAAAGUAUGUGGUGUUUUACCUGGACCUGUCCUUCAUCUUCCUCCUAGAGCUGCGGCGCUGCAGGAUGGCCGAGGGAUGCCUGAGGGCCCUGAGAUAUGGCAUGGUGUUCUUCAAUCUGCUCUUCUGGCUGGGUGGCUGUGGGAUUCUCGGAGUAGGAGUUUGGCUUUCCAUCACCCAGGGAAACUUCGCCACCCUCUCAUCCUCCCUUCCGUCGCUCUCGGCCGCUAAUCUGCUCAUCGCUGCAGGAAGCAUCAUCAUGGUGAUUGGCUGUCUGGGGUGUGUGGGAGCGGUCAAAGAGAACCGUCCGUUACUCCUGAGCUUCUUCAUUCUGUUGCUCCUGAUAUUGUUGUUGGAGAUUCUGUUCAUGAUUCUGUUCUUCGCAUAUCAAGAUCAGAUUGAUCUGUAUGCGCAGAGUGACCUGAAGAAGGGGCUCCAGCUGUUCGGGACAGAGGGCAACAUCGGCCUGACCAACGCCUGGAGCAUCGUCCAAACCGACUUUCGCUGCUGUGGAGUGACCAAUCACACGGACUGGUUUCACGUGUACAACGCCACGCGUGUGCCGGACUCCUGCUGUCUGGAGUACAGCGAUAACUGCGGCCUGGAGAAUCCCGGCACCUGGUGGACGGCUCCGUGUUACGAGCGUGUGAAGGGGUGGCUGCAGGAUAAUCUGGUGGCGCUGUGGAUCUUUGCGCUCUGCACAGCUCUGACACAGAUCCUGGGCCUCGUGUUCUCCAUGACCAUGUUCUGCCAUGCGGUGAAAGCGGACACGUUCUACGCAUAGAGAACCGUUCCAGCCGUUCUGCUUCGUCUUCACACACGUCACUCUCUAUCGCUGUAGCAAUCAAGCCUAACAUUUUGCUAACACACACUGAUAUUUGUAACAUGAUUUUAUAAUUCAAUUCAACUAAAAAAAAAGGGGGAAAAAAAUACAAAUGGCAAAAAAUGAAAAAAAAUUACUGGACAAUUUUCCGUCUGUGAAGAAAAAAUAGCAAUGUUAAACAGAAACUAGUAACUAAUGUCAUCAUUUUAUAUUUCUAUAAUUUCAUAUUAAUAUGAAUGAAAUGAACAACAGCAAUUUUCAUUUAGUCAGAAUGGGUCCUCAAUAAAUGUAAAACGCAAGACAUUAAGAUCACGUUGUUUAUUCAGUUCUUGUGUAGAAAGCAGGAGCUCUUAUCCUGUCAAACAGAAGCUGAAGUGUGUCCUGCGUGCAGCUCUAGAGAGUCAUCAAACUCUAUUAAACAUGUCUGAUAUUAAGGCAUUAGAAUUAUUCACGGAGCUGAUAAAACACCUAUAAUCAUUCACGUUUACUCAUCCCUUUCCUUAAGAAUGGUUUCAAGGCUGAAAUAUGAGAGUUAUCAUUUUAUCUAGCGUUUUGUCAAUACUUCAUUUGAACAUGUAACUCAUGUUAGUAACAUUACGUUGUAACACUAGUUCAUUUAAAGUCCGGCCAUCACUGUUAAUGUUAUCAAUCAUUUCUGCUGUUGUUGCAUUUAUUAAAAAAUUAACAACUGA
This is a messenger RNA of Pimephales promelas (fathead minnow), 2737 nucleotides long. It is a transcript of the gene tspan4a, whose product is annotated as tetraspanin 4a. Gene Ontology annotation, cellular component: plasma membrane. NCBI's taxonomy places the organism in Eukaryota, Metazoa, Chordata, Actinopteri, Cypriniformes, Leuciscidae. The record is from RefSeq and is a predicted model, not a curated record.